Chenopodium quinoa (quinoa) is the source of this 846-nucleotide messenger RNA. RefSeq names its product thioredoxin-like protein YLS8. The coding region runs from base 179 to 487 and encodes 102 amino acids. NCBI's taxonomy places the organism in Eukaryota, Viridiplantae, Streptophyta, Magnoliopsida, Caryophyllales, Amaranthaceae. The transcript has 3 exons. Gene Ontology annotation, biological process: mRNA splicing, via spliceosome. Gene Ontology annotation, cellular component: U4/U6 x U5 tri-snRNP complex; spliceosomal complex; U5 snRNP. The record is from RefSeq and is a predicted model, not a curated record.
AAGAGAAAAUGUCAUACUUGCUGCCGCAUUUGCACUCGGGCUGGGCCGUCGAUCAGGCAAUUCUCACCGAGGAAGCUCGUGUUGUCAUCAUCCGUUUCGGCCAUGAUUGGGAUGACACUUGUAUGCAGAGGCAAUGUCUGUGCCUUGAUUAAAGAGAACAGCUGAUCUUCAACAGAAGAUGGAUGAAGUGCUGGCUGCUGUAGCAGAGAAAAUAAAGAACUAUGCAGUGAUUUAUGUGGUGGACAUAACAGAGGUGCCUGAUUUCACCACAAUGUAUGAGCUCUAUGAUCCAUGCACGGUCAUGUUCUUUUUUCGGAACAAGCACAUAAUGAUAGACCUUGGUACUGGUAACAACAAUAAAAUCAACUGGGCUCUUAAGAACAAGCAGGAGUUUAUUGACAUUGUCGAGACAGUCUAUCAUGGGGCAAGGAAGGGUCGAGGAUUGGUGAUCUCACCCAAAGACUACUCAACCAAGUAUCGCUACUAAUUUGGUUAGGUGCACUUUCGUUCUUCUGUAGAUUGUAGUGAUCAAAAUUGGGCUUUGUUUCUGUAGUUCAGGUUCAGAGGCUGGGGGUUUUGUAACCUCACAAACUGUUACGAUUGUGGUGCUGUAGUCUCCAUUCAGCCCAUUCUAUAUAUGUAAUUAUUGUAUUUGCUAGUCAAUAAGUCAAGUUAAUCGCAUAGUAUACUUGUUUUAGUUGGCAAAAUUUGUGUACUCUUAUGGAAAUUAAUGUUUCUUUCCUCUCGUUAUGACAUGCCGUAUGGCUGGACAUACUCUUAAGGAGUUUUUUCCUUGUAAACAAAUAAGCAAAUUUCUGAUUCAAAUUACAAGGUUGCAUUGAUUUA